GUCAUGAUAUGUUUUAUAUCUCAGAUUAAUUUCGUGCAUCAAUUCGUAAAAUAAAUAAUAGUUAACAAAUUUCUGUUUUCGAGUUCUUGUGUUAUACAAUAUAUUUUUGUACCGAGUGUAGUGUGUUAUCUUGCACCUUGUUUUAAAAUAGAAAACAAUGGCAAAUAUCCCAGGGACAGGUGCAGUGGCUUCUGCGCCUGAAGAUCUUCCACCGCCUUACUCAGCUGUAGUUGGUAACCCACAAUAUGGGUUCGUAGCGCCUGGAGGUGAACCAUAUGCGGCCGCUGGCGGUGCAUACCCACACCCGCAGGCGCAACCAAAGCAGUAUACAGCGCCGGGGGUUUACCCACAUCCUACAAUAACUAUCACGAACACUCAGCCACAAGCGGGUGAUAUGGGGCCUCCGCAGCCGCCCGGACCCGUGCCUGUGGGUAUAGUGCUGCCGCCUGCAGUCGGUACUGAGCCCACAACUAUAACUUGUUUCAACUGUGGCAAAGUAGUGACUACAAGAGUUACCUACACAACAGCUUGGCAUACCCAUCUAGUGGCUGGAUCCGUGUGUGUUAUCACUAUGAUCUGCUCUCUCUGCUGUCUUGGACUCGUCCCAUACUGCUUUGAUACAUUCAAGGAUGCAGAGCACUACUGCCCCAAUUGCAAUACUUUUAUUGGUAAAAGUAGCAAAUGUUAAGUAAUUGGGAACGGCAC
Molecule: messenger RNA, 705 nt
Organism: Spodoptera exigua (beet armyworm)
Lineage: Eukaryota; Metazoa; Arthropoda; Insecta; Lepidoptera; Noctuidae
Source: the annotation of a GenBank genome assembly